GACACCCUCAACUCACAGGCUCAAUCAGGUGUUAACACUGUUGUGAAACAGGAAGAUGAUGUUAGGUGUUUUGAAACAGAAAGAUGUCAGAUGCUUCUUAGUUGAGUAGAUGUCAUUUUCGUGGUGACUAGAUAUGGACCACAACAUCUUGGUUUUGUUUCAGCCAGAAAUGAUGAGGAGUUAGUGGUAGGCUGGCAGGAGAAGCUGUUCAGUCAGUGUCCUUAUAACAAAUAAGAAUUUACUGUUUAUGAUCGUUUGUUGCAUACUAAGGUGUGUGUGUGUGUGCACAAUAUGAAGUGGUUUUGUUCCAGAGAGAGUCAGUAUGCCAGACUGCGCUGGAGAGGCAAUACCACACAGAGAUCAUGGCUCAGGAGCGGACCGGGGCAGACGGAAACGCAGGAUUUUCACCUACACCGAUUCUGACUGCUACACCAAUUGGGAAGGGGUGGUUUUCAACAGAAUCUCCAUUUCUGUAACGGUUCUAUAACCAAAGACUCUGGAAGCAAGUAUAGGGGGAGGAUUUUAUAGGGGGAGCUGGAGCAGACGUGACAAUUUCAUUAUUCAAAACAAAGCAUUUACCUAUUUUCUGUCCAAAAGAAACAUUAGUGUUUUAAAGCUGUUUUUGAUGUACUCAAUACAGCAUUCCAAGAGUAUGGUGACGCAGGUCAAGUCCAAUCCUACCUUACUGGCACAUAGGAUGGCCAAUGUCAGACCCAGACGACAGGACAGACGCCCAGUUGACCGCACCAUCCCCAAGUCCAGGCUGAUUACCUGGGAGCCCUCGGAGGACUUUGUGAAGACCAGCCACAUGGUCAACACACCUGUACAGACCAUGCACAUCAUGGGGACCUGGGACCACCGGGCAAACUUGUCCAAAAGGAGAAGGAAUGCUUGUCUGCACGAUAAGAGCAGAUGGAAAUGGAGUGGUUACCAUCACACCAGACUUCAACAAAGGCAAGGAGCACUACAGGCCAGUGACCCGCACCCGCUGAAGUCAAAAUAUUUUACCCCUAGCUCAAGUUGAGACGGAGGGGGAGAAGAGGGAGGUGUGGCGUCAGACCAGAGGAGACAGAACAGCA
Oncorhynchus tshawytscha (Chinook salmon) is the source of this 1079-nucleotide messenger RNA. Its product is annotated as Meckel syndrome type 1 protein-like. Lineage: Eukaryota; Metazoa; Chordata; Actinopteri; Salmoniformes; Salmonidae. Bases 626 to 1024 code for a protein of 132 amino acids. The record is from RefSeq and is a predicted model, not a curated record. The transcript has 4 exons.